Molecule: messenger RNA, 369 nt
Organism: Rhagoletis zephyria (snowberry fruit fly)
Lineage: Eukaryota; Metazoa; Arthropoda; Insecta; Diptera; Tephritidae
Product: putative glycine-rich cell wall structural protein 1
Source: RefSeq, a predicted model, not a curated record
CCACCGAGUUUGCGUCACGCGCAACACGAGCUGCAGACGUUUACGACAAGCAGCAGUGGCGGUGGCGGUGGCGGCGGCGAUGGUGGCGCCAACAGCAGCGGCUACGACAACGGCCACAGCUCAGCGUACGCGUUGCGAAGGCAUAGCGGCACACGUGGCUCGAUUGUGGGCGGUGGGGUGCGCGACGGCGGCACGGCGAAGGCUAGGAUACGUGAAACGCGGCUGUCGCCAGCAACGCUCAACAGGCGUGAGCUGAAGAUGGCCAUGCGCAAUGGCGCUGCAGCUGGUGUUGGUGUAGCUGGAGUGGGUGGCUUAGGUGGACCACCACCAGCGCCUUCGACGGGCAUGGGAACGGCGAACUUGUUGCGA